UCGGAGCGUUCAGCAGCGGACAGCAGCACCGCACGAGCCAGCGCACAGCUCACCUGGCCCCGCAGAGGUAUUUCUAUUUCCCCCCUUUUUUUCCCCAGCGAAGAAGUGCUGACCGAUGGAGAGCCCUGCCGUCACCAUGCCAGGUAGAGAGUGAAAGGGGGGCUUUGGGUCGUGAGGAGGAGGGAGUAUCACUGCGGGUGUGUUGGGGUGGCCUCUCCAUCGCGGUGAACACCUUUCGGGCUCGGACGCACGCACGAUGAUGGACGCCUGGCUGCUGCUGCUUGCUCUCCUCGCCAUUGCGGGAGGAGGCCUGGGGGCAGACACAGAGGAGCGCUUGGUGGAGCAUCUCCUAAACCCGGCCCACUACAACAAACUGAUCCGUCCUGCCACUAAUGGCUCCGAGCUGGUUACCGUGCAGCUGAUGGUGUCGCUGGCCCAGCUCAUCAGCGUGCAUGAACGAGAGCAGGUGAUGACCACCAAUGUCUGGCUCACACAGGAGUGGCAGGACUAUCGUCUGACUUGGAUCCCUGAGGAGUUUGAUGGGAUGUUGAAGGUCAGGCUGCCCUCAAAACACAUCUGGCUGCCUGACGUUGUGCUCUACAACAAUGCUGAUGGGGUGUACGAGGUGUCGUUCUACUCUAACGCGGUGGUGUCCCACGAUGGCAGUAUCUUCUGGUUGCCCCCGGCCAUCUACAAAUCCGCCUGUAAGAUCGAGGUGAAGCACUUCCCCUUUGACCAGCAGAACUGCACGCUGCGCUUCCGCUCCUGGACCUACGACCGCACCGAGAUCGAUCUGGUGCUGCGAGCUGACGUGGCCAGCAUGGACGACUUCACGCCCAGCGGUGAGUGGGACAUCAUCGCGCUGCCAGGCAGACGAAACGAGAACCCGGCCGACCCCACCUACGUUGACAUCACGUACGACUUCAUCAUUCGCAGGAAGCCUCUUUUUUACACCAUCAACCUCAUCAUCCCGUGCGUGCUCAUCACCUCUCUGGCCAUCCUGGUGUUCUACCUGCCCUCCGACUGUGGAGAGAAGAUGACGCUCUGCAUCUCCGUGCUGCUCGCCCUCACUGUGUUCCUGCUGCUGAUCUCCAAAAUCGUCCCCCCCACUUCUCUAGAUGUCCCUCUGGUGGGGAAGUACUUAAUGUUCACUAUGGUCCUUGUGACUUUCUCUAUCGUCACCAGCGUGUGUGUGCUAAAUGUGCACCACCGCUCCCCCACCACACACACCAUGCCCCCCUGGGUUAAACUGGUGUUCCUCAACAAGCUCCCUGCUUUGCUCUUCAUGCGGCAGCCCAGGAACAGCUGUGAGCGCCAGCGGCUGCGCCAGAGAAGACGGGCCCAGGAGCAGAAGGAGGGGGGGCGCAGUGGGGAAGCAGGGGCCCUGAUGGUGGGGCUAGGGCUGGGCAACGCUGGGGGGAGCGGAGGGGGGACCUCCACAGGGGUGUUCAGCAAGGAGGACAGUGAGCCUUGUACCUGCUAUGUGAACCGGGCGUCUGUUAAACAGUUCGGAGGGGAUCUGGGAGGAGCAGGAGGGUCCAUGGAUGGUCUGAACAGGGUGAGGGAGAGCCGGGAGGGGGGCGCUGGAAACGUUCCCCGGGGGAAGCAGGCGGCUGGAGGACCUGCUCUGACUCAGACCCUGCUGGCUCAAGCCUGUCCGGGCUUCGAGGAGGCCGUGGAAGGGGUUCGCUUCAUCGCCAACCACAUGAAGAGUGAGGAUGAUGAUCAGAGUGUGAGCGAGGACUGGAAGUACGUUGCCAUGGUGAUUGACCGCCUCUUCCUGUGGAUCUUCGUGUUUGUGUGUGUGUUCGGCACGCUGGGCAUGUUCACUCAGCCGCUCUACCAGAAUUACACAGUCAAGACCAUCACCAGCUCGCCAGGCUGACCGUCUGCAGGCCGAGGACACGCCCGCCUGACAGCCCCCCCCCCCCCCCGACCAAUCAGCACAGCAGGACAAAGGCCAGAGGUGGGGCUGGGGGGCGGGGCUGGGUGGUCUGGGUUUUAUUGUGUCUCUUGAACUGAAAAACCAGGACUAGAACUGCACAGCAAUCACGCCCAUUACCUUUAUAGUAACGUUUUUGCAACGAACAAGGAAGACACAAUCAUACUCUUACCUGCAGUUUUUAGGCCAGAUGUUUAAUGGACUGACCUCCCUUUUCUGCUGGAAAGGUGCCUCCCUGCUCUCCUCUCCACUCAGUUAUGGAGAGAGGAUUUACUCCUCGUUGAACCUUACGCCAGCUUAUUAACACUUUCGUCUCGAAACUGUCUGCUUAUCGACACAUGACAUGUCCUCCUUCAACUAUGACAUUACACAUUCUCAACAUUGACUGAUGUCAGAGGGAGCUAAUCAGAAAGGGAAGGAUGGUUCAUAUCAAGAUUCUUAAAGGUUUAUUUUCUUUUUUUAAGUCACUACAGAACUGAUUCAGUAUAUUUUACCAUAGCAUAGCAGAUUACCACAGUAUAGCAUUAGUAAUAUAUUAUUACAAUUUCUCUAUGUGUUAGCUGAUGCAAGGGUGAAAUGCUGAUACAGAGGAUAAGGUGUGUUGUAUGAUUGUAUAGAUUAAACAAGAAUGUGAUACAAACUGUACUACACAGCCUGUGGUGCGCACACAAACACAACAUGUGUACAAACAACAGUUUUAGGAUAAUACAGAGAGGGGACUUUAAUUAAAGACAGAGUGAGGUUGCAUUAUUCAGUGAGAGGAUAAAGUAAUAGAUGCAUGGACAGAGUUAUGCACAUUAAGUAGAAGACAGCAGGAGCCAGGGAGCCCAGCUGCUAUGAGAUGAGUUCAGCUGCAGAGUAACUGUGGAAUCUGAGCCAAGAUGGUGGACAGGACCACCUCUAUGAUGGACAGUGGAGCAUGAUUUCCCUGAGAUGGAGUUUCGUGUAAAUCAAAUUAUAUUGAUUGAAGAAAGGGAAUUCUAUCAUGGAAAUGAAGCUAUUAUGUGUAUUAAUAUGUCAUUUCAUAUUUCAGUAUGUAAUGUUCUGAGCAUAUGUAUGCGCGUGUGUAUGUAUGUGUAUGCGUGCCCCACAUCCCGAUGCAUCACAUCUGCCAGAUUCCAUGUUCAGAAGAUAAACUGUAUGUGUGUCUUCCCCUCCUUUCUAUUUAUAUCUGGCAACCUCUCUCCAGUUUACUCUCCUCUAUCUGGUCUUCCAUGGACAAACACAUUUCUGACAUUCAGUCCAAUUAGAAUAAUGGUUACCUACUAUCUCUAUUCAGUAGUUUUCCUUUUCAUCACGGACUGGCUGAUUCUACUUACUCCCACAAUCUUCCCAUGUUCCCUUACAACCAAGCGAGAAGCAAAAGGCCUUUUCAGGCAUGCAGGGAGUGGGGGGUGAAUUAAAAUUUAAAUAAACAAGAGAGAAAUGACAAGAGGGCCAAAGCUGAAGCAGUCGCACUAGGCAAUAAGUUGCAGAUGCAGGAUGAAGAAGAACAGAUAUGUAAUAUUGCAAAUGUUUUUGACUAAUAAGGUUGCAGACUGAAUAAAAACAGGAUAACAUCACCAAGCAAGCACAAUCCAGAUAGCGAGGAGGAAUAAAGAGGGAUAGGCAGAGACAAAAGACUGUUAGUAUUGUUACACCAUGGAAAAGCCACUAUAAACUCUGGAGAAAUGCUGUGUAAUCCUCAGUCACUUGCUUCAAGAUUCCUCGGCUUUUAACGGUUGCGUGGCCAAGUCUGCAGCUCAGCUCUGUUCGGGACUGGGAGCUCUCUCUUUCUGUCUCUAGAGGAUGGGAUUACCCUGGGGUGGGAUUCCUGACAGAUCCCGAACAAGUGUGAAAAGCCUAUCAGAGACCUGUGAAAACUGUAGCCUGCAUGGCUCCACACGGACAAAGUGUUGCUGUCCACUCUCUCUCUCUCUCUCUUUGACCUUUCCACUCUCCUUCAUUUCUUCUCACUACCUCUCUCAUCAUGCUCCCCCAUAUUUCACCCUUCUCCUUCCUGACUCAAAUCUGCUCCUGUGCACACCUUAACCAGUCCAAUAAAGGUUGUAGGUUCAGAUUAAUCAAA
Molecule: messenger RNA, 4010 nt
Organism: Gymnodraco acuticeps
Lineage: Eukaryota; Metazoa; Chordata; Actinopteri; Perciformes; Bathydraconidae
Gene: chrnb2
Product: cholinergic receptor, nicotinic, beta 2
Exons: 6
Coding region: 257-1885 (542 amino acids)
Biological process (GO): monoatomic ion transmembrane transport; nervous system process; signal transduction
Cellular component (GO): synapse; neuron projection; postsynaptic membrane
Molecular function (GO): acetylcholine-gated monoatomic cation-selective channel activity; transmembrane signaling receptor activity
Source: RefSeq, a predicted model, not a curated record